AUGACGGCCGAUGAUUGUUCAACAAAUGCUGUUUCAUCUGCUCCAAGUUCGAGCAUCGGGGAGGGUAUUAGCAUGGCCAAUCUAGCCUCCUCGACCAUCAUACCGUCGCCAGCAACGGUUGCCACCACGGCUGUCCUCGAUGGCGGCACAAGCUAUGAUAAGAUAUCUGCCGCGCUGUACGCCGCCCUGCCUCCUCACAAAGAUAUCCAUACCAUGAUCGAGGCGGGUAUCGACGUCUCGCUACACAAAGUGGUUACGCUUCCGUACCCAGUCCUAGAAGCCCAGGCACCUGGGGUCUUCAAGGGAAGCCUGGCCAAUAUACCUUUACCAACCGCUCACCCUGUCCUGCUUGCAAAGUAUCUACUCAUCCUCGCUACAUGUCUGCAGUACUUACACCCCGAGAUUCACAAAGACGACAUCCAGCACCUCUCGGAGCAGCCACGCCAGCUCAUGCAUCGUCUCACUGACACAGUGGCCGCAUUGGUGACCAGAAACGAUGACAUGUUAGACUCCAUCGAGAGUCUAGAAUGUAUCAUGCUUGAAUCAAUGGUACAGGCUAAUAGUGGCCAUCUUCGCCGUGCAUGGCUUACAUGUCGCCGUGCCAUGUUGGUAGCUCAGAUGAUGGGAUUACAUCGCAAGGGCGUUCACCAGCCAUUCAAGGUUCUUGAUCCCUCCCAACCGGUCUAUCCGGACUUUUUCUGGUUCCGUAUAGUCUGUACCGAUCGUCAGUUGUGCUUGUUGCUUGGCCUUCCACAGGGAUCGUUGGAUGUCAGUAUGGCCUCCCCUGAAGCCCUAGAAGGCGAUACCGUCGAAGGCAUAUUUGAACGCAAGCAGUGCGUCAUUGCAGCCCGCGUCCUACAACUAAAUGAGUCGGCUGAGUCGUCUGCCAUGAGCAGCCUGGAAACUCUAUACAGUAUCGAUGCAGACCUGCAAGCUGCUGCUAAUGAGAUGCCGAAUAGAUGGUGGCUGGUUCCUAACCUGGCCAGUGUCUUGCAUGACCCGAGAAAGACCUUUUCGGAAACCAUCCGUCUCUUCGAUCAGAUGCUCUAUUUCAACCUGCUUAACCUCCUACACCUGCCGUACAUGCUACGAUUGCAGCCCAGAGCAGACGGUAAUUCUACAACUGCAGCCAAUUACGAUAGAAGCAAGAUAGCAAGCGCCAAUGCAUCGCGAGGGCUAUUAACUCGGUUCAUUAUGUUCCGAUCCUUUAACCGCGUCGCAUACGCUCUUCGAUCUGUCGAUUUCUUUGCCCUUGUUGCAGCCAUGACAUUGAUUAUAGCCCAUCUUAACGCACACCACCAACAGCGAUAUUACCAGCUAAGCGGUGGAGAUAACAGCUUGCUUACACACCAACGAAAUAGCGAUAGAGCCAUGGUUGAACAAGUCCUGGAAACUAUGCAGGGCGUCGCAAAGCUUAAUACUGAUAUCCUCAGCGAACGUGCCUCAGACCUGCUUAAGACGCUUCUCGCAUUUGAAUCCAAUGCAGCUAAGGGGAACAGCUUCACCCCCCCGAUAGCAUUAGCCGAGCCACAGGUGGACUCUACCAUAACAGAAGACGGGAAGUUUCUGCGAUUUGAUAUCCCGUACUUUGGUACUGUGAGGCUAAACCACGAGGGCAUAGUUUCUAUGGAGCCGUGGGCGGGAGAUAUACCACCACCAUUACCGCAGCUUCAGCCCCUAUCAUCACCAUUAACUCAACGAUCAGGGCAUAUGCACUCUGGUUUAGUCAAUGGUGAUACCUUGCCAGAUACCUCACCCGCUCACCAGCCCUAUUCCUUAUACCCUACAGCAGUCACACUUCCUUGUCCAUCUUUGUCGCCGUCUAUGCUACCAACGCCACUAACGCAGGCUGGCGUAUCUGAUAUACAGCAGUACACAUCCCAAUUAUCGACCACAAUCGACGACACAGUGCAAAAUCAGUACUUAUAUCCCGGCUUAACAACCGCAAUAGACGACUGGCCAUUUCAAGGUGUAGAUAUGGCUUUUUUCGAUAGCAUAAUUAAUCGGCCGGAACUGGAAGAGGGAAAUGUGAAUAUUAAUGAUAUUGACUUUAUGACCGAACAAAAUUGCAAUGCGUUUACCGCGGCUUGGGCCCGUUCUUAUUAUGCAACGGGUUAG
Molecule: messenger RNA, 2118 nt
Organism: Microsporum canis CBS 113480
Lineage: Eukaryota; Fungi; Ascomycota; Eurotiomycetes; Onygenales; Arthrodermataceae
Product: C6 zinc finger domain-containing protein
Exons: 3
Coding region: 1-2118 (705 amino acids)
Biological process (GO): DNA-templated transcription
Molecular function (GO): zinc ion binding; DNA binding
Source: RefSeq, a predicted model, not a curated record